Guyanagaster necrorhizus is the source of this 1339-nucleotide messenger RNA. RefSeq lists its product as uncharacterized. Bases 372 to 1217 code for a protein of 281 amino acids. NCBI's taxonomy places the organism in Eukaryota, Fungi, Basidiomycota, Agaricomycetes, Agaricales, Physalacriaceae. The transcript has 11 exons. The record is from RefSeq and is a predicted model, not a curated record.
UGCUUCGAUGAUGCCCCUGUAAUCGCAUCCACUUCUGCAGCUAAAUAACGAUGCAUCGGCUUGGAACCUUGUCGUUCCGUGAACUAUGUGCGUGCAUCCAGCUACCCGUAACCUUUGGUCGAAGCGCAGGACAAGCAGUUUGUAACUCCAGCUACUAUUAUGUCUCAUCAAUGUAGAGUUCACAUCUGUUUCAUCUCGUCGAUACACUGCCAUAGGAGCGGAUCCGCUAACAUCUGUACUUGGGUCUUUGUUGCAUCACCUCAUUUCAUUCCGAAACGAGGGACUUGCUUCUGUUCUUGAUGGCCUGAUGUCUCAAAGAUCUUAUAACUGGACGAUUUCACGAGUCAAAGCUCGUGUAUCUCCCUUCGUCCAUGCUAAGCCCAAUGUCAACCACCUACGUUGCCCAAUUAUUAUUCGCAAAAUUUGCGCCGCCUGCGGCGACUGUUCUUAUUUUAUGGGACCAUUGCUUGACGCUUGACGAAGAAGUAGCAACAAUGUGGGGCUCUCUCAACGGGCAGAUCCUCACAAAAGUCGUCUAUGUAAUGAACCGUUACUUCACGGAAGUGGUGAUGUUAUACACGACUUGUGUAUUGGGUGGAUUGGGAAGCACUUCUAAUACGGUCUGCACGAAAAUGACUUGGUUAUUCAUCAUGUCUGCAACUGUUUUGGCUGGCAUUCUACAAUCCUUCGUCAUGAUGCACGCAUAUCGUCUGUGGGAUCACAGACGGACUAUUCGCAAAACAUUACUCGUUGUAUUUGUAGCCUGCAUAACCGGUGCCACCAUUCUUGCGGUUAUGACUGUCUUAAUCAUCUUAAGGUCUCGAGUACAAGUACCUCUCAGCGUGGAUGUUUGCCCCGUUGGUGUGAAGGUACCGUUGACGGUAACGUACAUCAUGAGUAUCAUGCUAUUUUUCAACCUGUUCGUGAUUUUUAUCACCCUGUACAAUGCUCUGGAAAUACCGCGCCGGUCUGAAAGUGAACUUUUUGAUUCGCUGAGGCGUGAUGGCAGUAGGCUGUACUUGAUAGUUUCUCUCCUCUGGAUGCUGCUUCUAAUCACCUCUGUUACUUUACAAACGCAUUUCUUCUUCUCCAUUCUGAUGCUCGUAUGGUCUCUGAAGUGUAAUAUCGCCUCUCGGAUGCAUCUUCGCAUAGAAAGCUUCGGACUUUCCGUCCCUGUGCAACCUGGGGCCGUGAUCUAUGUAAGACGGGAAGGCUGAUAUUUCGGAUAUAUAUAAACAUCUUUGCUUCUUACGCUAAAUGUUAAGAGCAGCGAUAGUAGAUUUGAUUAACGCAUGCAACACCCUCAAUGCAAAAUAUGCUCAACUGCCGUGCACCUGGA